Messenger RNA from Boleophthalmus pectinirostris (great blue-spotted mudskipper), 1810 nucleotides. RefSeq names its product metaxin 3 (gene mtx3). The transcript has 9 exons. Gene Ontology annotation, cellular component: SAM complex. Bases 59 to 985 code for a protein of 308 amino acids. Lineage: Eukaryota; Metazoa; Chordata; Actinopteri; Gobiiformes; Gobiidae. The record is from RefSeq and is a predicted model, not a curated record. Gene Ontology annotation, biological process: mitochondrion organization.
CUGGUUAUUUCAGGUACGUCAUGACGUCAACCUCCACAGCCCCUUCUCUGAACCAAACAUGGCGCUGUCCAUGGAGCUGCGGUGUUGGGGAGGCGGCUGGGGUCUUCCGUCUGUCCACACAGAGUCUCUCAUAGUGCUGGCUUAUUCCAAAUUUUCUGGAGCUCAAGUUACAGCUUCUCCAAUCGACUGGACAUGGAAAACACUCACAGCAACAGUCCCAGAGUUGAUGUGUGGUGAGUCGUCUGUUACAAACCCAACACAGAUUCUUAACUUUCUCCGGAAGCAGCGAUUCAAUGCAGACUAUGACUUAACAGCACGUCAGGGUGCAGACACUCUGGCUUACAUAGCUUUACUGGAAGAGAAGCUCCGACCAGCUUUGUUGCAUACAUUCUGGGUGGAUGCUGAAAAUUAUGCAAAUGUGACAAGGCCCUGGUUUGCUUCACAUUCUCCAUUUCCACUGAACUUUGUAGUCCCUUGUCGCCAUGCGAACCUCGCCAUCUCCAGGAUCCUGCUGACCAAAGGGGAGUCCCCACUUAAUAGAAUUAAUGAAAUAGAAGCCAAGCUUUACAGUGACGCUAAAGAGUGCCUUAACCUCCUCUCAUACCGACUGGGAACCGCAAACUACUUCUUUGGUAGCUUACCGACCAGUCUAGACGCCUUUGUGUUUGGUUUCCUGGCCCCGCUGUACAAAGCCGGCCUCCCCAGCAGUCCGCUGCAGAGUCACCUCAGUCAUCUGGAAAACCUGACUCAGUUUUGUGAGAACAUCCUUGCUGUCUAUUUCAGCUCCAGUCAAUCCGGUUCUCCUGUGUCAGUUCAAGAAACAAAAGAUGCCAAUCUUCAGAAACUGACCCAACUUGUAAACAAAGAAUCCAACUUGAUAGAAAAGAUGGAUGAUAACCUUCGCAGUAGCAGUCCUCAGCACAAACCGCACCGACCAGAGCCUAAACCCACUUUGGCAAAUGAGAAGAACUCAAACCCUGCAUAACCCAGGGCCUUAUGGAAAAAAGAGGGUAAAAAUAUAAAGUAUAGAAAAGAAUGCAGGAAUAAUGAUGAUAGUUUUUGAAGAUGGUGAAGGAGAGAAAAUGCAUAAGAGGUUUUUAACUAGUUUGGAUGCACGUAUGUGGUCAAGCAUGGAACACUUGAGUGGUGCUAGACAGAGAGACCCUGAAAGUUUAAGGGAAAGCCAAAGGAAAUGGAAACUCCAUCAGGGAAAAUACGGGAAAUUAAAAUUGCCAUUUUAAUUUUUAACAUAUUUUUGUUCUAUAUUAUAAAGAGACAGUUUCACCGGUUGUUUUUAACUGUACUGCUAUCAACUAUAAAGAUUAAAGAGUCUGUAAAUAGUUUAUUUAUUACCAGAGGUGAGCACAUUCUGACUUUAUUAUAUGCAUAAAAUAUGUAUGGGCAUGUGUAUGACUGAAAAAUAUUUAGUUUGGCUCUCACAAGCUUUGUAAAAUAAGUAAGCAAUAGAAGAAGCAUAUAGUUAGAUAUAUCUAUAUAAGUUAUAAGAAUUUUAUAUAAAGAUUAUGGAAGAAUCCCCUAAUGCAUUAUAUAUCUGCCUUUAUUGAAUGUGUCAAGUGUUCAAGUGUCAUUGUUCUAGUUUUUUAACUGACUCAUAUACUACUUUUAACAUGACACAUUCCCUCUGUUUGUAUUAUUGUUGUAUGUGCCUUCAUGACUGCUGUUGUCUUUUCCUGUGUCUGUUUUAAUUAUAAUUUUAUUUCAUUAUUUGUCACUGCUGUUUUCUAUGCACUGUGAGUUGGUAACAUCAACUUCAUAUAAUUGCAAUAAAUUAGAUCAUAACCCUAACAAA